UCUUGUGGUGAAGCGUCUAGAUACGAGAAAUCUGCACACAGCCAGCCUGUUGAAUAUAGCUAGUUAGCUCGCUUAUUUGAUCGUUUUAGGGUAAAAGAGGACAUAGAAUGUUAAACACAUGGUAAUGACAUGUAAUUUUAAGCUUUUUUAAUGCCAUUUGACUGAAAGAAUACUCGGCAAACGAGCCAAGCUGUUCGCCUAAAAAGAGACAUUAACUAUAGCUAGUAAUGCAAGGGUCACAAAACCUUUUUUCACUAUGUUGAAAUUCAGCUUCAGGAGGGAGAAAGACAAGGAGUUUAAGCAUAUAGCUCAUGGUUUGAUCCCUGCCGCCUCCAUUGCUCCCAAGCCUGCUGUGCCUCGUACCCCGCCCCCACGCAGCCCAGACCCCUCACCUGAGAGACCCAGAUCCGCCUUAGCAGCAGCCAUCUUGUCUUCUUCGCUCACUGGACAGACAUGGGCCAUCCCCCCUGUCUGGCCAAGGUCUUUGUCUGAGAGUGGCCAAUCAGAGUCCUUCAUAUCUGAACCAAACAUCAGCACAGACAUUUUCCUCAGAGAUAGAUGGUCAGAAGAUUUGGCUAGCCGACCACGCCUGUCCUCCCCUGACCACUCAGAGGAGGAGUUAGAAGACAAGGAAGAAGAGGAGGUGGAGAGUGAAGAGGACAGGGAAGAACAUGUUUACCAAACUCUGGACAGACCGGAGAAUUGUUCAAUCACAGAACCUGUCUAUUCCCUGCCACUAAAAGCUAAGACCAGUACACCCCAUCUGAAUCAGAUGUCUGGCAAAAGAGGGCCUUCUCCAGCCGCACUAUCCAUCCUAACCCCUGCCCAACCCAGCCAAGCCAAAAAACCCAAACACCCCACCCAGCUAUCUCCAGAGCCCAGCAGGGCAUGCAGUGAGGUGCAGAGGGACGUAGCGUGGGCCCUGCCAGAGAAGAACACAAGGAUGGUAGAUGAACAAAAGUUACUGGAGGAAAGACUGCAACGGCUUGAACAGGAGAUCAGUCACAGCCAAGCCUCCUCAAACCUGAGGUCGUCUGCAGGCAGCCAGGCAGAGCUACUGAAUUUGAGGCAACAUGCUCAGGAGCUAGUGGAUGAAAAUGACGCCCUCAAAUUGACAGUGCACCGUCUGAAUGUGGAGCUGAGCCGCUACCAAACCCACUUCAGACCACUGUCCAAACAGGAGAGCUCCAGAAUCAAUGGCUUACCAAAGACGGGGUCUCCUCCUCCCUGGCUGCUUGACAUGAAGUAUUUAUCUCCUUUGUUGCUGGCCUAUGAAGACAGGAUGAACGAGAAAGAUGCACUUCUGCAAACCACUGAGGAAGAGGUGAAGAGGUUGCGUGUUCAUGUAGAGGAGGUGAUCAAAGAAAAUGAGAGACUCCAUGAUGAAAUCGCAAAGGUUGGAGGCAUCAGCCAAAAGAGCUGUCAUCAACUACAACAACAGGCCCUUCUGGUUUUGCAGGAGAACCAGGUCCUGAUUGAUCAGCUUGAGGCUCAGCAUGUUAAGGCCAAGGCCAGCCACAACAGACACUAUUCUGAAGUUUCCAAACUGUCUAAGCAACUGAUGUUGUUAGAAGCGGAAAAGCAGCGUUUGCUGGAGGACCUGGAAGAGAGCAGGACGGAGGUGCAGAAAAAUGGGAGGGAGUUACUAGUCCUGCAGGCCCGCCUGAAGGAUGCCAUCACCUGGGACGAACAUUGCAAUGUUUCUGGGAAACUCAGACGGCAACUGGAACAGCAGGAGAGUAGGAAUAAGAGUGAGAUGGACGAGUUGCUUCUCAGAUUGUCCAGCCUGCAAGAGGAGAAUAGGAAUCUGGCUCUGGAAAAAGCCAACCUGACUGCUGAUAUAAGGAGAAUGGAGGCUGAGCAGGAGCUUGCCAAACAAGCCAACAGGAAGGCUGAGAGGAGGAUGAGUGUAUUGAAGAGACAGAAGGAAGAGUGUGUGCUGAAGGAGGAAAAGACUCGGCAUUACAUGGGAGCUGUCAUUUCUGUGGCGGAGCACAUUUCCCAGGAGAGAGACCAACUAAUACAGAUGGCUUCAGUUCUUCAGCAGGAAAAGCAGGGAUUCGUCAGCAGGAUUCUAAAUGGCACAGUUCAAUUCGGAAAACUACAGGAAGCAGUCAAAGUGUACCGAAAGCAGGCGUCAACCAGACUGGCAGUGUUGGAGGAGGCAGCAGAGGGGAGGACAGCUUCUUACCAGAGGGAGAUUCUCCACCUGCAGAGGCUGCUAAGAGAAAGACAGGAGGCUGAGGAGAGACUGCUGCAGUCCAAACGGGAAGUAGAGGAAGAGUUGGAGGUGGUGUGGCAGGCGGCAACCAGGGAGAACCAGCAGAUGAGGGAGACUCUUUUGGACUCAGGGCUCACUGUGGACCUCCACAGUCGGGCCGUUUCUGGCAGUGCCUCUCCUGGCUGGCUUUCUUAGGAUUCAGAUGACACCACGACCACAAUCCCAUCAGCAUCUGGGCUCCAGAGAAGGUCCAUAAUUAAAUCUGACUCAGAUAACCAAAAGCAACUACUUGGACGAGAAGCAUAAACUUGGGCUGGAUUUCUAUUGCUAAGCUCCUUAUCCAUAAACCAUAGGUGUUUUAACUCAUGAUGGAAAGAUAGACUGGGUACAUUAGUUACAGUCCUAAACAUGUCAGCAUACAGGCAUCUGCCAGAUUGACUUUGUUACACAGAUAAAACCUUAAACUUGCGCCAUCCUCUGUAACAAACUCAUAUUUGAAUUUAACUUUAAGCAUGUCUCGUUUGUACAACGAAGGGGAGGCAAUAGUAGUCUGGGUAAUUUCACUUCUUACUUUUUUCCUGUAAGGGGAACUUGGUUUGGACAAAGGGAUUUCAGUAAAACAUAUAAAACAUUGGAGUGAAAAAAAUCAUAAUAAAACAGCUGACUUUAUAACAGCUCAGUUUUGACAGUGUGGCCAAAUAUACCUGACAUCAGUCUGGGUAGUCAGAAAGACUGCACUUUUUAUAAAGAUUUAUAAAAGAUUGUUUUAUUUAUUUAUCUUUUUAAAUUCGUCUCAGGGUUUUAUAGACCAUGCCAAGUAUAAAAUAUGAACAAGUAUACCAAAUAGUGGAGAAAGUUGCAUUAUUUAGCUUGAUUAAGACUAUUAUCCUAAACAUAAAGCGAGCUUGUGAUCGGGAGAUUGUCGGCUCAAUCGCCAGACUGACAGGAUAAAAUCUGGGUGGGGAAAGUGAAAGAACAGCGCUUGUCCCUCCUUCAUUACCACCACUGAGGUGUCCUUGAGCAAGGCCCUUAAC
Messenger RNA from Perca fluviatilis (European perch), 3255 nucleotides. RefSeq names its product centrosomal protein 89 (gene cep89). The coding region runs from base 257 to 2416 and encodes 719 amino acids. The transcript is spliced from 17 exons. The record is from RefSeq and is a predicted model, not a curated record. Gene Ontology annotation, cellular component: ciliary transition fiber; centriole. NCBI's taxonomy places the organism in Eukaryota, Metazoa, Chordata, Actinopteri, Perciformes, Percidae. Gene Ontology annotation, biological process: chemical synaptic transmission; mitochondrion organization; cilium assembly.